Folsomia candida is the source of this 931-nucleotide messenger RNA. RefSeq lists its product as uncharacterized. The coding region runs from base 51 to 833 and encodes 260 amino acids. The transcript has 2 exons. The record is from RefSeq and is a predicted model, not a curated record. NCBI's taxonomy places the organism in Eukaryota, Metazoa, Arthropoda, Collembola, Entomobryomorpha, Isotomidae.
CAAUUUGGUGCAAACAUGACGAGUACUUAGCAUUUCUUAAUUUUUUAGUGAUGAAUCCUGCCCAGGGUGGAGAAAAGCUGCACGACACUUUCUCCAAAAUGAUUCCCUGGCUAAUCCCAGCCGCGUAUGGACAAUCCCUGUGCAAUGUCUUGCUCUUUGUUGGAAGAAGCAACGGGGUGGAGUACAUCUGGGGGCUCUUGGACCCGGCUUGGCAAACUGGCAGAAUUUUUGUGUUGCAUAUGUUGUAUGAAUUUCUAAUACCUAUGAACUCAUGGAAUCUCGUGCUGUUCAUUUUCUUCACAUAUUCUUGUUACACGCAUUAUCUGGGAGUGCGUUUGAAGAACUUGGGGAAGAUAUGUCAAAUUCUGCCAUCAUCAAACUUCAAGGCGUGUCGGACUUAUUCGUCAUCCUACCGUCACCUUCAAAUCGUUGACAAGCUCUACCAUUCCUGUUACGGGGCGUAUAUGAUACCUUUGUCAAAUUCUGUUUUACUAUUUAUUGUGUCCUGGAUGAGCUUUUCGACGUUCAAAUUAUCGAAAAAUGGUGUAUUGACGGUUUCACAGCCGUCGUCAUUCAUCUUUCCACUUGGAACUUUUGCCUUGAGCAUUAUGGCAUUUUGUAUAAAUUCUGAAGGGCAAUUGCUUUUUGAAGGGUCCACAUAUCUGCUAACAGAGUGGAAGAAAUGUAGGAUGAUGAAGAAAAUGAGAAUAGUUCAAAGCUUUGCCCCAUUAAAGGCACACAUUGGAAAUUUAUACUUUCUGAAGAGGAGUUCUCCACUAACAUUCAUGUCAAACACGGUUGGGUUAACGAUCAAUUUGUUACUAACAUUUUAGAUGGGCAUUAAGACCGCAUGAUGUGGAAAAUGUGGGUAAACUAAUUUAAAUAUAACAUUUUUAAAAUUCGAUUGUUAGGAGUAAAGCGAAAUAUUACA